GUUUCGAGUAAUCCAUUCGGGAACGGGAGCUAAUCAGAAAUAGUGAAGCGCGGCCACCGGUAAACGCUUUCUUCGUCGGCCUAAAACCCUAGACGCUAAACAGAGAACAAGACUCCAACCAGUGCUGUGAUUCUUCGACAGGAUGAAGGCACUCUCCGAGCUUAACGACGACAUUGUUCGUAGCAUGACAGUAGGAGCCGUCUUCUCUGAUUUUGGUGGAAAGAUAAGUUCGCUUGAUUUUCAUCGGACUGCUGAUCUAUUGAUAACUGCAAGCGAGGAUGAUUCUGUUAGACUUUUUGACAUUGCAAAUGCCAAACUCUUGAAGACCACAUAUCAUAAGCAGCAUGGAGCUGAUCAAGUAUGCUUUACACAUCACCCUAGCUCUGUUAUAUGCUCUUCAAGACACAAUAUUGACACCCAUGAAGAAUCAUUGCGAUACCUAUCCAUGUAUGAUAAUCGGUGCCUCCGUUACUUUAAGGGACAUAAAGAGAGGGUUGUGUCACUGUGCAUGUCUCCCGUUAAUGAUAGCUUUAUGUCUGGUUCUCUUGACCACUCUGUCAGAAUAUGGGAUCUCCGUGUAAAUGCUUGCCAGGGGAUUAUGCAUCUACGAGGCAGGCCGACUGUUGCUUAUGACCAGCAAGGUCUUGUAUUUGCAGUAGCAAUGGAAGGUGGCGCCAUCAAAUUGUUUGAUUCUAGAUCAUAUGAUAAGGGACCCUUUGAUACAUUCCUUGUCGGCGGGGAUACUGCAGAGGUUUGUGAUAUAAAAUUCAGCAAUGAUGGCAAAUCAAUGCUUUUGAUGACUACAAGCAAUAACAUUUAUAUCCUUGAUGCUUAUUGUGGAGAGAAGCGAGGUGGAUUUAGUGUAGAUCCAUCUCCAAACACAACAGUAGAGGCAACCUUUACUCCAGAUGGACAAUACGUUUUGUCAGGCUCUGGGGAUGGCAACUUGCAUGCAUGGAACAUCAAAAACCGAAAUAAGGUGGCUUCCUGGGAUAGCUAUGUAGGUGUUGCAUCUUGUGUGAAAUGGGCUCCAAGGAGGGUAAUGUUUGCAGCUGCAUCUUCCGUUCUUACCCUUUGGAUACCUGAUUAUUCAAAGCGACCUACUGAUUCUGGCACAGCUCAUCCUGAAACCGCAGCACAUACUGAAGAAAUCAUUCAAUGAAGUGCUGACCAUUCAUUCAAUUUUCCUUCCUAGUAAAGUUUUAUGCUUUUCCCAUCUUAAGGGCACACAAAUUUAAGCUGCUAUAGGCAAUGUAUCUUCUCCCAAAUUGAUCAGCAAGCAACAAAUUGAGCUUACUAUAGUUUGAUAACAUGAAUGUGCCUUGGUGGACUACAUGAGAGAAACCAAAAGUCCAUAACCUGAAUGCACCUUGAAGUGAAAGCCAGAGACUGCAAGGUCACCAGAACUGGACUAAAGAGCAGAAAAAGCGGUGUGAGUACACCCACCUGGGGAGCUAGAGCCCAUCAAGAUAAAAAUCUCUCUCGCAUUACUUUGUUUAUUAUUGUGCUACUAGCCCCAUUCUUGAAUUUACACAAACACACUUCGUCUACACUUAAUUUUAUUUCUAACUCUUUUAAUUUUUUUUUUUUUUAAAGUCUAUUCAAUACCUCCUAGAUUUAUCUUGUC
This is a messenger RNA of Ipomoea triloba (trilobed morning glory), 1627 nucleotides long. Its product is annotated as protein ANTHESIS POMOTING FACTOR 1. Gene Ontology annotation, molecular function: chromatin binding; protein binding. The record is from RefSeq and is a predicted model, not a curated record. Gene Ontology annotation, cellular component: Set1C/COMPASS complex. The transcript has 10 exons. Bases 143 to 1162 code for a protein of 339 amino acids. NCBI's taxonomy places the organism in Eukaryota, Viridiplantae, Streptophyta, Magnoliopsida, Solanales, Convolvulaceae.